AUGGCUUCAGUGGAAAGAAUUCGUCUGGCAGAUGGCUUGGCUGUUUACGCCAACCCAGCUGCCAAACUUGAAGUCGAAUUUAUCCACAAAGAGAUCUUCGUUGACAAGUGCUAUGAUGUCGCGUCCUUCCCUGAAGAUGCCUUUAUGGUCGACGCUGGCGGCAACAUCGGCAUGUUUACCCUAUAUAUGAAAAAGAAAUAUCCGUCAUCGUCCAUUCUCGCUUUUGAGCCUGCCCCAGUCACUUUUUCUACUUUUCAGCGCAAUAUGGAGCUGCACAACAUUUCGGGUGUGCAAGCUCACCAAUGCGGCUUAGGCAAAGAGAAUACAAGUCUGGCUUUGACAUUUUUCCCUCAAAUGCCUGGCAAUUCCACACUGUACGCCCAAGACAAAUCGAAUCAGAUGAAAUCCAUUGACAAAGACCACCCGAUCGCCAAACUCAUGGAAGAGACACAAAAGGUAGAAGUCGACGUGAAGCGUCUUUCCGAUUUUCUUGACCAGGUUCCAAACCUAAGCCGCAUUGACCUACUCAAGGUGGACGUGGAAGGUGCCGAAUUGGAUGUGUUGCAAGGCUUGGACGACAAACACUGGGAUUUGAUCAACAAUAUUGUAGUAGAGCUUUGCGACAGCAAAGGGGAGCUUGCUAUGGCCGAGGCAUUGUUGGAUUCCAAGGGGUUUACGGUUACCACGGAGAGGCCUGACUGGGCACCUGAGGAUCUGAAGAUGUAUAUGUUGGUAGCAAAGAGAAAGUAA
This is a messenger RNA of Akanthomyces muscarius, 750 nucleotides long. RefSeq lists its product as uncharacterized. The transcript has a single exon. Lineage: Eukaryota; Fungi; Ascomycota; Sordariomycetes; Hypocreales; Cordycipitaceae. The record is from RefSeq and is a predicted model, not a curated record. The coding region runs from base 1 to 750 and encodes 249 amino acids.